Molecule: messenger RNA, 851 nt
Organism: Scutellospora calospora
Lineage: Eukaryota; Fungi; Glomeromycota; Glomeromycetes; Diversisporales; Gigasporaceae
Source: the annotation of a GenBank genome assembly
AUGCCACCUGAGCAAGUCGUCAACCGACCCGGAAAAAAGGUUGUAAAAAAUAUUUUACAACGUGUAUGUAGUUCGUGCGUGCCGGAAUGCAGUGUUUGUUGUGAGGAAUAUACAUUAAUUCAACAAAUUUCACCUGUCUGUGGCCACGAUGACCUUUGUCCUCGUUGUAUCAAACGGCAUAUCGAAACAGAGAUGAACAAUAAAGAAGAUGUUAAAGUGCGUUGUCCAAAACCGCACUGCACGUAUGAGUUAACUUACAAUGAUUUGAAAAGAUUAACAUCAAAAGAGUUAUUUGAUAGAUAUGAUAAUCUAUUAUUGCGCGCUGAAAUUCGUGGCAUUUCCAAUCUUCGUUGGUGUAAGGCCCCAGAUUGUGACUUUGCACAAGAACAUACAACAGGAGAUAUAAUGCCUAUUAUUACUUGCAAAGCUUGUGGCCAAAAAUCAUGUUUCACUCAUGACGUUCCUUGGCAUGAUGGUUUAACCUGCGAAGAAUUUACUGAGCAGUUGCGAUUAAAGAAUCAAGAAGAAAAUGAUGCAAAUCGUGCCUAUUUUGAACUUCAUACAAAAUCAUGCCCGCGAUGCAAAAAACCCAUUGAGAAAAAUAAUGGAUGCGACCACAUGACCUGUCGUUGUGGAUAUGAAUUUUGUUGGUCAUGUCUUAGUGACUAUGAAAAAAUCCGCAAUCGUGGUAAUCAUUAUCAUGCGCCGACUUGUAAACAUUAUGCUGCAUAUGAUUCGGAUGACGAAUACGACGAAGAGGUAACACAAUCGAGAAUAGGAUCACCAGAAUUUUUCAAACCAAAAUUUACGCGGCGCAAUUAUUGGCAAGGUUGUGAAUUGACAAUCCAACG